This is a messenger RNA of Fundulus heteroclitus (mummichog), 1269 nucleotides long. It is a transcript of the gene lyrm4b, whose product is annotated as LYR motif-containing protein 4A. Gene Ontology annotation, biological process: iron-sulfur cluster assembly. Gene Ontology annotation, cellular component: L-cysteine desulfurase complex; mitochondrion. The record is from RefSeq and is a predicted model, not a curated record. The transcript is spliced from 3 exons. The coding region runs from base 51 to 308 and encodes 85 amino acids. Lineage: Eukaryota; Metazoa; Chordata; Actinopteri; Cyprinodontiformes; Fundulidae.
UCCUGGCGCUGAGGCGGAAGCAGGCAGCGAGCUGCAGCGCAGGGUGGAGCAUGAUGGCCGCCUCCAGUCGCUCUCAGGUGAUUUCUCUGUACAAGGCGAUGGUGAAGGCGAGCAGCAGGUUCCCCUCCUACAACUACAGGACGUACGCGCUGCGGCGUGUCCGCGACGCCUUCAGGGCCAACGGGAAGGUGGAGGACCCCAGAGCGGUGGAGAAGCUGCUGGAGGAGGGGCAGCAGAUGCUGGCGCUGAUUCAGAGACAGGUCUCCAUCGGCCAGAUGUACGGGGCUCAGAGGACGGUGGUGGAGUAACGGACCGCUGCCCUGACGACCAACGCCAGCUGAAAGGCAUUCUGGGAGAUGUAGGACAGAGUGAAGCGGGACACUUCCUGGAUGCAGUCAGAGAUGCACCGAUUAUCUAGCCUAGACCAGUCAGACGUCUUCUUCUUUGCUCUGGAAGAAUCAGAAAACCUAAAAUAUGCCGUUUACUUUCCUUUAAAGCUGAAAAGAUCAAUUGUUCAGAUUUUAGAAGCAGAAAGCUCUGACCUGGUGCAGCAUGAGGUAAAAAGCUAAAAACUGCUGCACAUGCUCAGUGAGGCGUGCAGACUGAAGAUUUAUCCAGAGCACCAAUCAGGUGAUGAGGCUGGGAUCAUUGAACUGUGCAGCUUCUCAGCUGUGAAUGUGACUUUUCUUUGUUUAUGUAAAUGUGUGAAGCGCCAACAGAAGCUGAGACCUGAGGAGGAGCAGAAGUCUCCAGAUGUGGUCUCCAGCAGCUUUAACUGAACAGAUGUAGAAACAUCUGCACUGGGAGCUGAUCGGUGCAUUCCUGAUUAACUUUAGUUUUCUAACGCACAGUCGGUCCAUCCUGCAGGAGGCGAGGAGCCUCAGAGCAAAGCAGCUUCAGUCGACCCUUUAUUGACCUCUGACAUGUUUUUUAUUUUAUUAUUCUCCUCUGAGAACAUUAACCUCUUUGCUUUGUGUGGAUUUGUCUGAUCAGAGGAUAAACUGAUCAAAUCUGAUGGACUGUUAUGGUGGACAGGCUCCGCCCCCUUUCCUCUCUGCUGUGCUUCAGGCUGUUAAGCCCCUCCCUCAGAGAGUCGCCAUGGCAACAGAUCACGCAGAUCCUCACUAGGAAGAGUCAUUAUUACCUAUAUCCUGGUUUAUAUCCUGGGAGGAAGUCCAUGAGCGACCAAAGUAUCACCUCCACCUGUCCUGAGCUCAGUCCUCCUGUCAGACGCUGAAAUAAAAUAAAAUAAAAUCGUCUUUAACGUGU